UAUAUUGAAUGUAGCGGGCGGCCAAGUUUGGGUGACCUAUAUAAGCAGUGUUGACUGUUCAUUGUUCCAGCAUAAGAGCAAUCACUGCACUUCAUUACAUUGAACAGAAUUUAUAUUGCUAAAAUGACUGUUUUAUUUCCAACCAACAGUUCCAAAACAAGCACCACAGGUACCUCUAACAACGAAGUAUUCAGUCCCAUAGCCCUUUCCGAUGAUGUUCCUACAUCACAGGGAUAUAUCAAACCCAAAAGCCCGGUGAACAUAGUAGCGCUAGCACCGUUCAACAUUGAGGACGAAAGCGAAGGACAAGCGUCAUGGUAUCAUGCAUCUCUUCAUUUAACCACCGCCAGUAUUGGUACUGGAAUCCUGGGCCUCUCGAAAGCCUUCGGUUAUCUCAAUUUGAUCACAAACGCCCCAGGUCUUGUAGGUUGUUUGUUUUUGAGCGCAGCAUUCGUAAUUAACUGGUACACAUCCUGGUGUCUAUCUAAGAUACACAUUCUUGCACCAUCCAAAGAAUACCCGAAGGGUCGCAGAUUGAAGACAUUUCUGGAAGUCGGCUCAUACGCCUGGGGCAACAAGGUGGCCAAUUUUAUACUCACUCCUUUGCAGUUGCUCAACUGUGUAGGUACUGGGAUUGCCUACUUGAUUGUAGCUGGAAAUAACAUACAGAGUCUAUACAGGCUGUAUGGUGGAUCAGAAGACACCAAACUGAUGUUCUUUACCAUUGCGGCCAUUCUGUGUCAACUAGUGCUGUGCCUGUUCCCAUCUCUAGAGUCUUUCCAGGGCAUGUCAUUUGUAGGUGCUAUGAUGAGUAUGGUCUACGCCGUGAUCGCCAUUGUACUGUGUUUCGUUUUGUAUGGAAGUCCAGUUAUCUCACCAGAGCCUUCUUAUAAGAUCAGUUCAGGCAUGGAUGCCAUGUGGAACAUGUUUCUGGGAAUCUCCACGGUUGCAUUUCUUUUCGGGAUGCAGACCAUUCAGCCUGACGUCCAGAGUACACUUCGUAGAGAGAAUCCUUCCACCGAGGUUGCCUAUAUGCGCGGCUUAGCCGGUACUUACAGUGUUUCCAUUCCUCUGUAUGUUCUCAUUGGUGUAGCGGGCUUCCUGACAUUCGGAGAAGCAGUGUCGUCAGAUAUUCUAGUGAGUAUCAGUGACGUCUCCACAGGGUCUGUGGUCAAGAUUUUCAUCACUAUUGCGCAGGUGACGGUUAUUGUGCAUGUCAUUGUGGCCUACCAAGUAUGGUCGAUGCCCGUGUACGCCCUAUUUGAAUCAUGGCUCGCCAAGUUUAACAACAAAAACAAGCCUCAGACUGACGACAAAUUCUCAUUUUCUGCGGAAGAAGUUGAAAGCGCAUUGACUGUUGAAACUGUCGAGGCGAAAUCCAAAUUCAGUUUUAAACUACCACUCAGCCCAACAGUCAUUGCCAUACGAUUUGCUUUCGUAUGCUUCGCUGGGUUUGUAGCCAUGGCAAUUCCUUUCUUUGGAGACAUCAUGGCUUUGAAUGGUUCAAUCGCUAUAGUUCCGCUAUGCUUCAUCUGUCCCAUCGCUCUGCGAUUUACCACAGGCGAUGACCGUGGAAGUAUUGGUUUACCAGAGAAGGUGUGGGCUCUGUCUAUCAUGAUUAUCAUGUGCGUAAUUGCAGUGAUAGGAGGCAUUUCGGCGGUGAGGCAAAUCAUACUGGAUGCAAGCACAUACGAGCUGUUUAUGUAGAUCUAUCUGUAGUUUUGUAUAUUGCACCUGCCAAAGGAAUUAAAAGAAAAUUUUGAGGAUG
Molecule: messenger RNA, 1768 nt
Organism: Sphaeroforma arctica JP610
Lineage: Eukaryota; Ichthyosporea; Ichthyophonida
Exons: 1
Coding region: 124-1707 (527 amino acids)
Cellular component (GO): plasma membrane
Source: RefSeq, a predicted model, not a curated record